Messenger RNA from Emericellopsis cladophorae, 261 nucleotides. RefSeq lists its product as uncharacterized. The record is from RefSeq and is a predicted model, not a curated record. The transcript is spliced from 2 exons. Bases 1 to 261 code for a protein of 86 amino acids. NCBI's taxonomy places the organism in Eukaryota, Fungi, Ascomycota, Sordariomycetes, Hypocreales, Bionectriaceae.
AUGGCUGUCGUUGCAAAGCUCCUCGGGGCGAUCUUGGCCGCCAACUCCCUCACCGCGGUGAGCUCGCAGUCCAAAGACGAGUACGACCAUGUCAUCGUGGGCUUGGGCCCGGGCGGUGGCUCCCUUGCAGCAACCUUGACCGUGAGCAGACACUCUGUCUUUCUCAUCGAAGCCGGCGGCGACAAACCGGAAGACCCUUUGCAAAUUCUGCCGAUCCUAUUAGUACCCUCAUAUGGCCAUGUCGGUUCCGCCCCUGAAUAA